GAUGCUGCGCGCAGGAGUACCAGCUGGGGAGCUCCCCGGGACCGGAGAAGUCCACACCGGGACAACCAUCAUGGCAGUGGAGUUUGAUGGUGGCGUCGUGGUGGGUUCUGAUUCCCGAGUAUCUGCAGGAGAGGCAGUAGUGAACCGAGUGUUUGACAAGCUGGCCCCUCUACACCAACACAUCUACUGUGCACUCUCUGGGUCAGCUGCUGAUGCCCAGGCUGUGGCAGACAUGGCCGCCUACCAGUUGGAGCUCCAUGGGAUGGAACUAGAAGAAUCUCCUCUUGUUCUGGCUGCUGCCCACAUAGUGAAGAAUAUAACCUAUAAAUAUCGAGAAGACCUUUCUGCACAUCUCAUGGUAGCUGGUUGGGACCAACGUGAAGGGGGCCAAGUGUACGGAACCCUGGGAGGAAUGCUGACUCGACAGCCCUUUGCCAUUGGUGGCUCCGGCAGCACCUAUAUUUACGGUUAUGUGGAUGCAGCAUAUAAACCAGGCAUGUCCCCUGAGGAGUGCAGGCGUUUCACCACAGAUGCUAUUGCGCUAGCCAUGAGCCGGGAUGGCUCUAGUGGGGGAGUCAUCUACCUGGUCACUAUCACAGCUGCUGGUGUGGAUCAUCGAGUAAUCUUGGGCAAUGAGCUGCCGAAAUUCUAUGAUGAGUGAAUCUUCUUCAGACUCCCCUUCAAUAUUUUGUAAUAAACUCU
Molecule: messenger RNA, 702 nt
Organism: Chrysochloris asiatica (Cape golden mole)
Lineage: Eukaryota; Metazoa; Chordata; Mammalia; Afrosoricida; Chrysochloridae
Gene: PSMB9
Product: proteasome (prosome, macropain) subunit, beta type, 9
Exons: 6
Coding region: 2-661 (219 amino acids)
Cellular component (GO): proteasome core complex
Molecular function (GO): threonine-type endopeptidase activity
Source: RefSeq, a predicted model, not a curated record